AUGGGCCGGGACACGGAUCGCGGGUUUCCUGGUGCCCGCCAGGUGUUUUCAGAAAGCGGGCAGGGCCACAUGGAGCUCUUGUCCAAGUACGGCUCCUUGUUGGCCGUUGGAGACCUGACGGGCCGUGCAGAUAAAAAUAACAUUGCUUCGGCAGCAGCUGACAAACCAGUAACUUGUAUGAAUUUUCUGCCCGUCGAGUCGGUGAGCAUAUUUGGCUGCCUGCCCUUAUGUAACAGUCACCUGUCAAGACAGCCUGUCAAGCCGAAGAGGAUGUCGCCGUUAAACCGCAAGAACUUAGCUGGAUGUAAGAAAGCAGCACUGUACUGUGCCUGGAAAGGACAGCUCUUCAUUCAGGACCAGCGAGUGUGUGACUUGGCCCUUCGCUCGCCCUUUAGUGGCACCAUCCCCGCACAGUUGCCAGCCAAGCUGGAAACCAGGUACGUUGUGGCUGUAUCGGACUUGAGAAAGAAGCUGCCUGAAGUUGCCUUUGGGAAAAACAAUUAUGCCAAUGAUGAAGUACAUUCUCAAGGCAUUCUGUUCAGUUUAUAUGAAGUGGAAAUAUUAAAUCCAAAUGAACUGAGAGUGGAUCAGUUAAUAGAGAGCUUGAAAGAGAAAGAUCUGGCUCUUGUCAGAUACUUGAAUGAACAUGGGCUUUUCGUCUUGCUCAACUCAUCUGCGUUGGCGAAAGGAAAAGAUUCUAUCCCUGAGGAAAUACCACGUCUUCAGGCCUUGUUCGUGAUCUCGUCCCCAAAGGCAACAUGCCUAGCAGCAAAAGAUUUGAGAUGCAACCACAGGGCGAACAAGAGAUCUUCACAAGUCAGUUUGCUUCUGCCAGCCCUUCGCUUCGCGUUGGCGGAGGCAGCCAAAGACCACAACGAGGAAGGGGUGCCUCUCGGAGCUCUAGUUCAGCAGCAUGUCCAAGAGCUGGCGACACUGGAUAAGAAUUUGCUACCCACCUUUACCGACCCGGACAGAAUGUCCCUCUCCUUCGACCAGUACUUAAAGAAGUCUGACCUUGAAGCCGUGUCUGGAAAGUGCUCCCAGAAAUCCUUUUCCCGCUUGCACCUUUACCUGUCGGAUCCCCAAAACUACACUUUGGAAAUGUCAGCGGCCUCGGCUUGUCCCGGCACCGAUUCUCGGUCUUCCAAUGGUAGCCGAGUAUGUGACGCUUCCGGCGUUUCAGGCUUAAGUUCAGACUCUCUGCUCCCCGAGGGUGCCGUACCGCUCGGCGAGACCACGAGGUCGGGGAAAUCUGCGGAAUCGACCCCUCACAGCACGGAGGGGGCGGGGAAGCCCAGCCGGGCGAGCGAGCGGACGCUGCAGCGCUGUAAAAGGAGAUCCAGCCGGCUCCUGGGGGCCAGCACGAGGAAGAAGUGGGCCCCCCUGAAGGUCCUCUGUAUCAUGGAGAGCAACAAGAAGCGGAAGAAAUCUAAAAAGAAGAAGCUGGAUCUUUCGCCCGUGUCUUCUAAAGAUGCGGGGCCCUCGGUAGAUUCCGGUGAACCUACCCUUAAAUUAAAAAAUCUUCAGUACCCCUUAAGAAGGAAAAGAGGUGCUGAGGUUUUGUCGGCGGAAUUUGUGCAGAGGACAAGGCACGAGCCACCCUCAAAAGCCACGCCUUCUUCCGAGGGUCCUGACGCAGAACAGAAAAAGGCCCGGUUCUUGAACUGCAGAAAGAGCACGGAGGUGGGAAAGGUGGAGAAGGUCAACAAGUGUAGGGCAGUAAAGAAGAAAGAUGUCCAUCACGAUGCAGAUGAAGCUGAGUCAGAAAUCCUUGGCGACGAGAACUCUCCUUCCAGUGAAAGAUCUGCUCUUUGGGACACUUGUCCACCCCUGAGGAGAGAUGAAUGCGAUUCCCAUGCUUUGAACAUGUUGGCUGAUCUGGCACUUAGCUCUUGCAACUCUCUGCUGCUCAGUAACACCAACAGAUCUGGGUUGUCUCACAACCUGUCCCGAGAGCGCCGGCACCUGCACAGGGGGAAACUUUUGUGCAAGGCUUCCGAUCACGAGUAUCACAGGAUCAACGCAAAACUGAAAGGCAGCUCCCUUUCUGGUGGGGGUCCUCAGGGGUCUCCUCCAGCCCCCGUACAGCCUAGUCAAAGCGCGGAAUCCCCUUCUAGCCCUCGAGAGAGGGGCCGCACAGUUUCCGGCAAAAAGAAGAGCGCGAGACCCCAUCCGGCCAAGCCCCUCGCAGAACUUCCAGCGGAGAUUGUAUAUUUUUCGGACCCAAAUGUGCCCUCUCUGAUCUCCAUCGAGCACUCGUACGCCUCCCUUACCUUGGAGCCUUUGAGAAAGCAGCUCCCUUGGAGAGGGUCCCCGAGUCCCCCCAACUCCAAGAAUGGGGUGAAAAGCGCAAAGUCAGGACCCCUUGUUGGGAAAGUGCUGCCUUUCCGGCACCAACAGAACAUUUGCCACCCACACAAGCAGUUACGGACCUACUUACCGUUCUCGCGCUCUGCCGUCAUGGCUGCCAGGCCAAAGGAGGACUUUGGCAAGUCCCAUCAAGUGACCUUUUGUGACCAGUCUGUUCGAGUGACUUGCCAGUGGGAGGAUGAAUACCUCUUCAGCUUAGAUAGCAAAUACACUAACAAUUCGUUAGAGAAAACGGUCAUUCGGGCUGUACACGGACCCUGGGAUGUGAGCCUGUCAGACGACGUGGAAGAAAUGAAGAUGAUACUCCAUAUGUGGGUGGCCUUGUUUUAUAGCAAGCCAUUCCGAUCCCCUCGAGUCAGGAAAGUGGUUGAACACAGCAACCCUGCCAAAUAUGUCUCGCUGAACAGUGUCGUGGAUCCUCUAGAGCUCGUCGACGACGGUGAGGGGUUCUACGACUCAGAGACACGCUCGGCGGACUUGUUCUCUGAGGCAUACCAGGCGCCCAGUAAAGUCGAAGGAAGGGCGUAUUCCCCCAUGGAGAAACCGCUCUCUUGUAAUGAACUGUCCUCUACAAACUGCAUAGAGUACGAAGCUCCCCUUGCCGACCCCGUGGAGACCAACUACCUGCCUUUGGAAGGUGGGGCAGUCAGCUCCCUCGCCAGCGACUUGGGGGGUCUGCCUCAGGCCUUUGAUAAGGUGUCCAGAGAAGAGCCAGAAGAGGAAUUCUUUCUGGGGCCUCUUAUCUCUGUUUGCAGCCAGAGCGGCGGUUCUUUAAAUGGCAGUGGUUGCUUGGAGGCUGAAGCAAAUCAUACUGUCAUCCUGUUUGAAGUUUCCCAAAGCGACUCUGCUGCGUCCAUGCUUCCUGAACUGCCAGAGACCACAGCAGACACACAGGGGGUAGGAAGCCCCAGGAGCGCUGUUUCUGCUGAGAAGCCGGAAAUCGACAGUUCCUUGUCUUCUGCGGAGAAGGACAGCUGCCAGAUCGACAGUAGCGAGUCGCUACAUACUUCCGGAGUGACCUGGUUAGAGGCAAACACCGAGUACGAGAAAGAUGACUGUCUGUGCAAGGGAGAAGGAGAUACACAGGAUCUCCCCAUGGAUGAAGUUGAGGAAGAUGUAGAUGGCGAGAGCGUGGAGCUGGAAUCAAUUGACCUUGCUCUUUCAGAUAGCAACGAUGCUGACGUAGAGGUGCGAGAUGUGGAUCUGGAUCAAGAUAAUGAGGAGCUUCCCCCGGAGGUUUGUGCGGCGGAAGAGGCUUGCGUGUGUGACGCGACGUCACCUGGCGAUAGCUUGACAACUUUAAUACCGUCGCCAACCGCAAGUUCUCUACAGCAGACUGUUCCCGAAACAAAUCAUCCAGCCCAUCAAACCAUACCUGAAAGAGAUUCAGAAUCGCCUGAGGACCAAGAAGACUCCGCUGCAUCAGACCCAAAUUUUGCAUUUCCUGAGCAAGUAGGUUUGGAUGAGGGUCCCUGCACUGACGAGGAAGAGGAAGACGUGAACGGGGCUGAUACAGUUCCAUUGGACACUAGUCACCAAGUAAUUCAAGAAGAACAAAAGACCAGGCAGAUGCCAGAAUUACUGAAUGAUACUGUAGAAGAUGAAGAAAUCCAGUGCUUGGGGUUGAACGAUAGUGAGUUCAGAGUUAGCUCUAAAGCCACUGAGCCUAGUGAAAAAAAUGAGAAUAAUGGAAACAUCUUUGUUUCGGAAGAAAUAGCACAUGAUGAUAAGCUAAACCAGGUUGCAGCUACUGUGACGGAAGAAAUCAAGCCCUUUUGCGAACCAAUUGACACCGUGAGUGGUUUAAAAGUGGAGGGUGAAGGAUCCUGCUCUAAAGAGGACUCGGGUUUAAAUUGGAUCCGUUCCAUGGCCCUGGAGUGUGUGACCCCUCCUGAGAGUGACGAAGAGAGCUGGACAACUGACCAGCUUACCACUUCUGACCCCGGAUUGGUGGUGGACGGACAUUUAGAGAGGCAGGGCAUCUUUGUUAACCAAGAGUCAGAGUCAAAAGAGGACAGCCAGUGCCUUUCAACAUCCCACGAAGGUCGAAGCUCACAUCGAGUGGAUGGGGUGGAAGAAGACCCAUUUGGAGAGAACGAAGCUGCCCCCAUUGCUGAGGAUGUCCUUUCAAGUCCUUGUUGCAAGGAUCGAGCAAAAUCGGGCACCCCAAGCCUAGAUGGCAAAUUUCAGUUGGCGGGAACAGCUGUACCCUCAAAGAGCAAUGAUUAUUCCAUUGUUCCUGUGUUGUGUGGAGAAGUUGGCUUAGAACCUGCUAGCCAGGAAGCAUCCAUUUUGGCAAGGGAAGGUGGUCUGUUCAAGAAAGGGCAUGUAGAAGUCUUGCCUUGUGUUCCAGGAGAAUGUCUGGUUGAUUCCAUUGCUCCCAUGUUGUUUGGAGAAGUUGGCUUAGGACCUGCUAGCCAGGAAGCAUCCAUUUUGGCAAGGGAAGGUGGGCUGUACAAGGAAGGGCGUGUAGAAAUUUUGCCUUGUGUUCAAGGAGGACGUCUAGUUGAGUAUCCACCAGAAGAACCUGAUUCCCUUUUCCAUGGAGGCACAAGCGAAGGACAAAAACAGGAGGAUCCUGGAGACGCUGUGGAUGUACAGUUGGCCAGCAAACGGGCACAGUCCCCCACCAGCGUGUUAGGUCCUAAUACAAAUUGGGAAGUGGAAUCGGUUUCGGCAGAUGAUGGCGAAGAACUCUUUGGAGAUCCAUAUUGCAAAGAUCCAUCUGCGAACGCUUGUCGUACAAGAUCCACGGACUCCACAGGAGUUACAGGGGCUACCUACAUCUGUGAUUUGAGGCCAGAGCAAGAGAUCAGUAAGAGCGAUGAUUGGGUGUACUUGGGGGAAAAGACGAGGAUUUUGGAUGCUGAGCCUGAGGAUGAACGCUUUGACUGGCCUUUAAUGUGUAGAAGGAACGAUAGGCCUGCCCUGCCCGCUCUGAAACUGGACGGUGAGCAGGGACCUCUGAAGGGUUAUAUCAACUUUUCUGUUACCAAGAAGCACAAGGAAAAAACUAGAACUUUUUACUCUUCCAAGAGGGGUGAUGGUUUCAUGAAAGAGUCGGGAUUAAUAAACUCUCUGAGUAGGACUUGGCGAGUUUUGGAUGACCCUGUCCAAAGCACUUUAGAUAUGGAGUGUUUGCGUUUCCAUUAUAAGCUAAAGCAAAUCCUAGGAAAGAGUAGACCUCAAUUUUCUACCUCCAGCGAUCCCUUGAUUGCACCUCAGGUAACAGCCGAAACAUUACCCUUGAGAAAGGUACCCGAAGCUCCUGUUUUGAAUUUGCCACCUCGGAGCAGAAGCCCACUUCUGAUCACGAUUAUGAAUCCUGGCGCAAGGCGGAGUGCCACGCAUUGGUACCCGAGAGUCAGCAUGCCCGGAGACCCCUUCGACCCUCCCACUCUUCCACGGGACUCCUUUAGCAAAGCAGCUAGGCCCAAAAGCCAGGGGCAGGGACGGCCCGCCCCUUUUCACCUCAACAAGUUAACGUACAAUAAUAAGCUAAAAGAUUGCCGAGGUGACAUCUCGGUCAUUAUGGAUGAAUUUGCUGAGCUGAGCAGAGUGAUGAAGUUGGACGACCAGCAGAUGAGCAACAAAGGGAGAGAUCCCAAUACUACCUCAGAAGAUGUUCCGGAGAAAAAAUGCCCAUCCUUGCCCGGAAGGAUGGCCUCCUAUGAGCACCUCUUCGACGACUUGUGCAACACACUACAUUUCAGACUUAAAAAUGUCGCCAAGGAGGCAUGCAAAAAACCCUACUCUUUCUACCUGGUGGAAACAGACGACGAUCCUUUCUUUGGGAGGAUAAAGAACCUGCUGAAAAAAGGGGGUCAUUCAGAAGCUGAGCCCCAGCAUUUCUGCAAGGCCAGCCAUCCAGAGAUGGACAGACUGGUGGUGAUAAUCAGAAACGAGGACAUCUUUCUGCACGUGCACAAAAUUCCUUCCUUGCUGCGCCUGAAGCGCUUUCCCAAUGUGACGUUUGCCGGCGUGGACAGCCCCGAGGAUAUCCUGGAUCACACCUACCAGGAACUCUUCCACAGCGGGGGCUUCGUGGUAUCUGAUGACCAAGUGCUGGAGACCAUGACCACGGGUGAGCUGAAGGAAGUGAUCAAAACUCUGGAGCAGCUCAACGGCCACUGGAAGUGGAGGUGGCUCCUUCACUACAAAGAGACGAAGAAACUGAGAGAAAACGCAAGGGUGGACUCCGCGGCUCACUCCAAGGACGCGAUCCUGCGAUCCUGCCAAGGGGCGAAUUUCACCGAAGUCCUCCACUACCACCGUUGCGACUCCCGCUCUUCCACGAGGCCCGAGUACCUGAAUUGCUUACUGAACCUGCAGGUGCAGCACAUCAGUGCCCGGCUGGCCGUCUUUCUGACGGAAAAACCCGGCACCAGCCGAGAGGCCUUGGAGAGCAAAGGGAUCUUGGUGCUCGAUGUAAAUACUUUCGUUGCAACAGCACAAGACUUGGCGACGUCGUAUAGAAGCAAUUAUUGGUAA
Messenger RNA from Euleptes europaea (tarantolino), 6861 nucleotides. It is a transcript of the gene TASOR2, whose product is annotated as transcription activation suppressor family member 2. The record is from RefSeq and is a predicted model, not a curated record. Gene Ontology annotation, cellular component: nucleoplasm. The transcript is spliced from 20 exons. Gene Ontology annotation, biological process: negative regulation of gene expression, epigenetic. Bases 1 to 6861 code for a protein of 2286 amino acids. Lineage: Eukaryota; Metazoa; Chordata; Lepidosauria; Squamata; Sphaerodactylidae.